Messenger RNA from Rubroshorea leprosula, 2438 nucleotides. The record is from the annotation of a GenBank genome assembly. Lineage: Eukaryota; Viridiplantae; Streptophyta; Magnoliopsida; Malvales; Dipterocarpaceae.
GCGGUGCCGCUCGUGCUGCUGCCCCCUUCCAAGCUAUUCCGCUUUUAUCAAAAAUAUCAAAAAAAAUCCCAAAAAUCAGAAAACAAGAACCCUAAAUCCAUAUCUAUCCUCUCCUUUAUCUUAGUAUCGUUUCGGAUUUCAUCAGUAAUUUAGGGUUUAUUUUGUUCCUUUUUUUCUGUGUUGUUUCACUGUUUUUGGAAAUGGCACAGAUUCAGGUGCAGCCACAGGGUCCGGUGUCUCCGGCCGAUAAUGGCGUUGCUAGCAAUGGCGGGAAUGUGAAUCAGUUCGUGCCGACUUCGCUCUAUGUCGGAGAUCUUGAGCACAAUGUGACCGAUUCUCAGCUUUACGAUUUGUUUAGCCGGGUCGGUCAAGUCGUGUCCGUUCGGGUCUGCAGGGACUUGGCCACUCGUCGGUCUCUUGGCUAUGGUUACGUCAAUUACGGCAACGACAAUGAAGCGGCACGGGCGUUGGAUGAACUGAAUUUUAGUCCUAUCAAUGGAAAGCCAAUUAGGAUCAUGUAUUCUCACCGUGAUCCUACUGUCCGCAAAAGUGGUGCUGGAAAUAUAUUUAUCAAGAAUCUGGACAAGGCAAUAGAUAAUAAAGCUCUUCAUGACACAUUUUCUACAUUCGGGAGUAUUUUAUCUUGCAAGAUAGCUACUGAUUCUUUUGGUCAAUCUAAAGGAUAUGGGUUUGUGCAAUUUGAUAACGAGGAGUCUGCUAAAAAUGCAAUUGAUAAGCUGAAUGGUAUGCUACUGAAUGACAAACAAGUUUAUGUUGGACCCUUCCUCCGUAAGCAGGAAAGAGAGUCUGCUGGAGAUAAGGUGAAGUUUAACAAUGUUUAUGUGAAGAAUCUGUCAGAAUCUGUAACUGAUGAGGACUUGAAGAAAAUUUUUGGUGAAUAUGGACCUAUUACUAGUGCUGUAGUUAUGAGAGAUGGAGAUGGAAAGUCAAAAUGUUUUGGAUUUGUCAACUUUGAGAACCCAGAUGAUGCAGCCCAAUCCGUUGAGGCUCUCAAUGGAAAGAAGUUUGAUGAUAAAGAAUGGUAUGUUGGGAAAGCACAGAAGAAAUCUGAAAGAGAGCUUGAAUUGAAAGGGCGGUUUGAGCAAAUUUUAAAGGAGACGGCAGAUAAAAGUGAAGGACUGAAUUUAUAUGUUAAAAACCUAGAUGAUAGUAUUGAUGAUGAUAAGCUGAGGGAGUUGUUCUUGGAAUUUGGUACCAUUACAUCAUGCAAGGUUAUGUGUGAUCCUAAUGGCAUAAGUAAAGGCUCUGGAUUCAUUGCCUUUUCAACUUCUGAAGAAGCAUCUCGAGCACUUGCGGAGAUGAAUGGUAAAAUGAUUGUUAGCAAACCGCUUUAUGUUGCACUAGCACAAAGGAAAGAAGAAAGAAGAGCCAGGUUGCAGGCACAGUUUUCCCAAAUGCGUCCUGCUGCAAUGGCAGCUGCAGUUGCCCCUCGAAUGCCCAUUUAUCCCCCUGGUGCUCCAGGUCUUGGACAGCAAAUAUUUUAUGGUCAAGGCCCUCCUGCCAUAAUCCCUCCCCAGCCUGGAUUUGGAUAUCAGCAGCAACUAGUUCCUGGUAUGAGGCCAAAUUUCUUCAUGCCUAUGGUUCAGCCAGGUCAGCAGAGCCAGCGCCCAGGUGGCAGACGGUCUGGAGCUGGGCCUGUGCAGCAGACACAGCAACCACUUCCUAUGAUGCAGCCACAGAUGCUUCCAAGAGGGCGUGUCUACCGUUAUCCUCCAGGGCGCAAUGUCCAUGAUGUUGCCAUCGGUGGUCUUCCUGGAGGUGUGCUACCUGGUCCAUAUGACAUGGGUGGAAUGCAAUUCAGAGAUGCUGCAUUUUCACAGCCUAUGACUACUGGUGCUCUUGCUACAGCCCUUGCUAAUGCACCUCCUGAUCAACAGAGGACGCUUCUUGGGGAACAUCUGUACCCACUUGUGGAGCAGUUGGAGCAUGAAAAUGCAGCUAAGGUAACUGGGAUGCUUCUUGAGAUGGACCAGCCUGAGGUUUUGCACUUGCUAGAGUCACCAGAAGCCUUGAAAGCAAAAGUCGCAGAAGCCAUGGAAGUUCUAAGGAAUGUUUCUCAGCAGCCGCAAGCCAAUUCCCCAAGAGAUCGUUUAGCCUCCUUGUCGCUGAACGACAACCUUGUUUCUUGAGUGUCUGGGAUAGGCUCAACUGUGGUCUGUUACAUUCAAGUACUUAAUAAGUUUCUUGUUUGGCAAUAAAUUUGUGCUGUGACUAGGCCAAAUUCUGAAGUUCUCCGUGGAUUAUGGUUUUGAAAUAUCUGGCAGCCUAGAUUCUGCAACUAAAAAUUCUGCUUUUUGUUGGGGAUUUAAUCAAUUUGCAUGCUUCUUAAAAUUCUCUAUUCUCUAGAUCUUCAUUUGUUGUUGUUUGAUGCUAUGGUCUCUUCAACCCAUCGUAUUCAAUAUAUGUUUAUUUCUUAG